AUCUGAGGGAGGGGGUUCCCAGAAAAUACCUCCUCCUGCUGUUCCUCAGCUCUAUCUCGCGAAUAUCAAACACUCGUCGUCUCCAUAUUGGAAGCAGACAUCAGAAAACACGGAGAAGCCGUUUUUGACGAUCGCUUAAACGCACAGAUGUCGGCGUCCUCCUCUAUAGCUCCAGGAGUUUAACCGCAAGCGUUCAGACAUCGCGCGGGUCAUUUAUUCAGCCUAAAUUUGGAGGUUUCGUGGUCAGCUCGCUAACGCUAUCUUAUAUUAGCAAUCCAGCCUCCAACUACUUGUUAGCCAUUCGGCGCUGUCGCAAUUGAUUUUUGUUAUGCGCAUUUGUACGGGCUGAUUGAUCAAAUGUGUGUCCGCGACGCGUAUUUUAAUGCAACAAAACGCAAAGAUUAGUGGUCGGGUGCAGUCCGUUCGCCCACGCUAGCCUUGAGCGACAGCAGUCUGCUGCUGGCUGGAGAUCUGCCAUUAACUCAACUAACGUUAGCUGUUAGCACAACCUGAAACACGGACACGGCCAGAACUCGCUGGAAAAAGGAGCUAACAUCUCGUUUCCAUGGACAACACGUCCAUAAUAACGCAGGUUACGAACCCCAAGGAGGAGGAGAUACUCUCGUCAAAUGCUGAGAAAGUUUCACUGUCUAACAGCAGUCUGAAGAAGAAGAGGACUCGCAGCAUCUUCAGCUCAUUGUUCUGCUGCCUGAGAAGUUACGAUGCAGAGCCCCCCAACACCCCCAACAACAACAGCAGCCCUCUGCCCCCGCCUGUGGAGGAGAACGGAGCUCCACCAAAGUGUGACCAGGUUGAGGUCAUCCCUAUCCCCAGUCCUCCAGAGAAGUACCUCCUCCCUGAGGUUAACAUAAAUGACUAUGGGAAGAAGUGUGUGGUAAUAGACUUGGAUGAGACUCUGGUGCACAGCUCAUUUAAGCCCAUUAGCAACGCUGAUUUCAUCGUCCCAGUGGAGAUCGACGGCACAGUGCAUCAGGUGUAUGUGCUCAAAAGACCUCACGUUGAUGAGUUCCUGCAGAAAAUGGGCGAGCUGUUUGAAUGUGUGCUUUUCACAGCCAGUCUAGCCAAGUAUGCUGACCCGGUGGCUGAUCUGCUGGACCAGUGGGGUGUGUUUCGGGUGCGACUCUUCCGGGAAUCCUGCGUUUUCCACAGAGGGAACUACGUCAAAGACCUUAGUCGGCUCGGGAGAGAGCUCAGGAACGUCAUCAUCGUGGACAACUCCCCUGCUUCCUACAUUUUCCAUCCUGAAAAUGCUGUUCCCGUGCAGUCGUGGUUUGAUGACAUGAAUGACAUGGAGCUCCUGGACCUGCUGCCUUUCUUUGAGGGACUGAGCAAAGAGGAGGACGUGUACGGGGUGCUGCAGAACCUGAGGGGCAGGUAGCAGUCUGAGCCGCAGUGCUCGGCGGUGAGGGGCCAGUGUGAGUCCUCCGAAGGAGCCGCUCCGCUCCCAGCUCCUCGCUCCUCGCUCCUCCCUCCUCCAGCCUGCAGUCCUCACCUCACCCAUACCACCGACGCUCCCAACCAGGACAUGCACAGUGACAUAAACAGACUUUGAACAUUUAAUGGACACUCAAAUAUUUCUCUUUCGAAAAGUGCUUAUGAUAAACCAAAAAAAAAAUCAACUACUACUUUUUCUUUCCCUUUUUUUAAAUGAAAUAUCCAAGUCAUAACCAUUCUCUGAGGUGUUGCUAUGCAGGUAGAAAUCCGUAUGGUUAAAGGACUGUGGGGUUUCCUCCGACCCAACAAAGUGCCUUUUUUGAAUGUAAUUUUUACUAGGAAAAUUAACAUUUUGUACACAACAUAUUUCCAGAGAACCUAAUCUUUACAAGAAUAUAUGCUUUAAAACAGAGGCAGGUCAGACUCUUUUUAUAAAAGCACUGUUAAAGAGGCCAGAGAUUUUUAAUUAUGUAAAGCUGGGUACACGUCUCCAUCUUUGUUCUUCUUGUGCUCCUUUUAUUUUAGAUUUAGCUUUAGCUUGUGCCAUUAUAUAGACCGAGACUAUUAUCUAGACUUGUAUGUUUAGUUUGUUUUCUAAGAGGAAAGGAAUGCAUUUGCACUUGUUAGGUUACUCGUCUCCAAUACCACAGCCUCUUUUGCCAACUAACCAAGAAGAAACAGUCUUAAACCGAAGAUUGUAUCGUGCCAAUCGCUAAUAUUUGUCUCGCAAUCUGAUGCUGAAGUACGUUUUGUUUUCAGCAAACAGGCCUGACGCUAAUAUUGGUGCUGGAGACAAAUGUUUGGACAUUUCAAAAACAGAAUUUUAGCCGCUAGUCUUUUUUGAAACUACGUUGAUCUGAAUGCCUUUGGUGAAGUAGUGUAGACACUGCAGUUGUUCCCCCCAGGUAGUGUUUUUAAGGGGAAGUGUCCUUUAUGGAAACCAGGAUGCACAAUUGCAAAUGUAUCCCUUUUAUCAUUUUUAAUUCUUUUCUGUUUGAGUCCUGAGUUAUUGAGAAUUGAUACAGGUCCAUCUUUAUAUUUUUAAUUAGUUUCAACUUGUUUUACACCAUACCCUGCUGCUGCUACCAUUGUAUACUACACUACAAAAGACCUCCCUGUAGUAGGGUACCAGCCCAGGGACUAGAGCACUGUGCAGCUUGUUCCAGAGCAUCGUCCCAACGGGAGUACGGACGCAGUAGGCCCUUAAAGGGUUUGACUCUUGUCCUCUUGCUCUCCUGAAGAGCUAAGCAGAGCCCUUUUCUCCCAGUGAGAUUCUGAGGGGGUUUGAAAGUGUUUGGUGCAAGCUGUGCAGAAUCUCCAUCACCGCAGUGCCUAAGAUGAGAGGAGCAGUGGCGGGAUGUCCCGAUCUGCUGCUGGACUGGCAAUAACCUCUCUCUCGUUCUCUCUCUGCCCAGAGUCCACCACGUCACAGUUUGGUCACUACACAUUGUCCUUUUUUUGUUUUUCCCCUCAGUCUUUCAUCGUCUACCUCUCUCUCUCUUCAUCCUGUUCCGCGACGGAGAACGAUUCAUUCUCACGUUUAUGAUCUUCUGUCAGUAUUUGAGAUGUAUGCUUAUGUUAGCCCACACCUGCUGUUCUGCUUGUUGAAGUGCUGUACAGCCUCUUCAAUCGUCGGAUCUUUCAGACUGCCUGGAUAUUUGGCUUGCUAUUAUUUUUGAUUCCUAGCUUUUCUUUCUAAUUGUGAAACACAAUACUUUUCACAUUU
Messenger RNA from Sinocyclocheilus grahami, 3181 nucleotides. RefSeq names its product CTD small phosphatase-like protein. Gene Ontology annotation, molecular function: RNA polymerase II CTD heptapeptide repeat phosphatase activity. The transcript is spliced from 8 exons. The record is from RefSeq and is a predicted model, not a curated record. The coding region runs from base 566 to 1399 and encodes 277 amino acids. NCBI's taxonomy places the organism in Eukaryota, Metazoa, Chordata, Actinopteri, Cypriniformes, Cyprinidae.